UCCCAAAGUGCUGGGAUUACAGGCGCGAGCCACCGUGCCUGGCUAGCCAAUUUAUUUUAACAGCAUUUCACUUCCAACUUUGUUAAAGUUGGCUAGAUGUGUAAAAUCAUUUAUUUCAAAUUUAAAAAUCCAAACUUCUCCCUAUUUUGUCCAGAAUUUCAAAAUUGCAGUGAGUUGUGGUCGCCUGGAAACCAGGUGUAUGAUACUUCGUUAAGCACACUAAUUGGCAGUGUGGAGUUUUGCAUUGCAGAAGGCUUGUUAGUGAGGGUGGGUGGGAUUCCACACUCCUCCAAUUAGUGGGCCCUGAGCCACUUGCACAUUUAAAGUAUGAUUCAGUUUACCCAAGUUUGUUUGUUGCCAGCUCUUCAGGAAAAUACUAUUAUACAAGCCAAGGUCUCCUAUUUGGCAACCUUUUGGAUCACGAGGUCCACACAUAAAAGGACUAACUGCAGGCUCCCUGGUAGCUGGUUAAUAUCUUGGGAAUUUAAAUAUGAAGAUAAUUGAUGUCCAUGGUUAGGAUCUGUUAUUUAAAUGUAGAAGCAUUUAACUAUGCCUUUGGAGUUGUUUUUGGAUUGUGAGAAUAACAGCCACCACCUGUGCUAACAAUUCAUUGAGCUUUUAUGCUGUCCCACAUUUCAGUUGCCUUAAGGCAUUGUGUUCUUAGGUUACACAGAUGGCCUGUGAAGGGGAGAAACUGAGGCAGAGAGAGGGAUAGGAUCUUGCCUAAGCUAGUUAAGCAGCAGUCACAAUUAGAAGCCCAGAUCUCCCAGGACUAUUCCCACUGUGUGACAGAGUCCUCACCUUUCUUCAUGAAUGGUAGAUUUUCCCAUCUCCUUUAAUAUUCACUAAAUGAAUUCAUGAACAAAGGCCAAAGGACAGAAGGGAGGGAGGGAGGGAGGAAGGAAGGAAGGAAGGAAGGAAGAUUGAUUGAUUGUUGGUUCUGUCCUUCAGUUCUUAAAAAUGCCAGAGAAAACUUUGAGACAAGGUCAUUUCCUAAAAGAAGUAGAGUAAACAUUCCCAGUCAUGAGUUUUUGGAUUUGAAUAUUUCUAAAAUGUUGAUUGACAAAACCUUCUAAUACAUUUGUUAUAAAAAUGACAGAAAGAGGAAAAAUAUCCAGCAUUUUGGAAGAAGGGGCUCUAAAUAUUAGGCAUAACUGCAUUUGAACUGAUUCCUUCGCUUCCUCCUGGGCCUGAGCCGCAAGGCUACUGCUCCAUUGAGAAACUUCUCUGGGACCCCUAGACUAACUCUCAGUUGCUCCUAAGCUAUCUGGGGGGUGAACAAACGGUCCUGUCCUCUUAUGAGCCCAGGGAGCAGGACCUGGCCACCUGAGGACCCCGGCAUUAGCCUCCAUGUUUGUGCUGGGCCCUCCUGAGACAACCCAAUCCAGACACUGGCUCCUAUAAGUAGCUCACCGGGGACUCAGGGGAAUUCCUUCAUAGUGUUCUGUAUUUUGUCCAACUUCUGAGCCAGAGAAGCCAGAAAGGGAAGCCUUUCUGUCUGGACAGCUGCAGCCCAGACUGGACAUGGGAACAGAGCAGUGGCCUCCUCCAUAACAUGGGGCCUUGUGCCCACCGGUCCCGGCAGCACUGAACCCCUGACUCAAGCCUGUCCUCGGCCCCAGUGAGCCUCUAGUUAUUGCCAGUGGCUGAGGGAGGGUGAUGGGUGAGGACGUCAUGCAGGCGAGCUGGGAGGUAGCACCGCAGUUUCUCAGCAGUGUUCCUGCAAAUUAUCACCAUAACGCACCUGUGCAGGCCCAGCAGCCCGUGCAAGUGUCACAGCACCAUACGGACAUGAAUUGAUAUGUCUUUAAUAACAGGGAAAUGGCAGGGUGUCAAUUUACACUGUUGUUUUCCUGCAGGGUUUUUUUUAAGCCAUCUUCCCAAGUGUUCUCUGGGUUUUGCUCUUACCCAGGUCCCCUGUCUGCCAUCCAGAGGCUGGCAUGAGCCACACAGGCUGGGUCUGAGAUCAGCCAAGGCCCUGGGCUGGUGCUGUCCCGCCCCUCUCCGCGGACGGGCCCUGCGUUCGCAUCAUUAGUUCAUCACCAUGGAAGAACUGGGCUGUCGAGCUGACCUACUUUUCUUGUUUGCCCACAGCAGACUAAGCCUGUUUGGCCUUGUCCAGAGGGGCUGGGCAGAGCAAGUUGCUUUCCGAAUAGUACAGAUGGCAGUCUUCUGAGUGUGUAGUUAAAUCUCUUUGCCCUUUUUGCCAUUAGUCUGCGGAGUUAGGGCCCAACACCGGGAUGGCUUGAGCCCAGGUCCAAGCACAGGAGCGUCCUGCAACCCAUAUUCAGCCCCUCCCCUGAAGAAUCAUCCUGCCUUAGGAUGAAUUGUUGCGAGAACCAAUGCCAGGCUUCUUUCUAGACGUUAAACACUGAUUCCUAAAUGGAAGCUCUUCCUACUCUAUACUAAGCCCUAAGAACAUCAGCCACUUGCAGAGAUGCCAGGAGGGUGGGACCCAUGCCUGGGCUUGAGGGGUUUACCAUCCAGUGGGGGAGGGUUGUGAACAGCUAAAGCCAAGGUGAAGCUGACACAGAAGAGGAUGGGGAUGGGCCGUGGGGGCCGAGGAAGAUGCGCUGGUAGAGUGGAAGGUGUUGGAGAGGAGGACGAUGUGAUUGAGGAUGGGGCUAAAGUCACAGACUGGCAGCUCAUCAUCUGAGGGUUAGAAUGCUAUGACUUGGAACCUUGGGAAGUACUAGUAGAUACACAUAUUACCCCCUCCCAUAUUUAAUGGGUUUUAUUCUUUGCUGAAAUAUUGUUAUAUUGCUGCUUGUGGGAAUAGGAUAGUAUCUGUUAGAGUUGUUCAGGGUGAAAUCGUUAAGAUCAGACCCAGACUGUCAUGAUUAAAUAAGCUAAUGCACAGGAAAACCACCAGCCAGAGCUUCAUGUGUAGCUUAUUUCUCCAGCUUAUGAAUUUUGCGUGUAGCAACAUGCCUUGUGUCCUGGACCUGUGCCUCCUAAUUCUGAUGCCAUGACUUCUGACUCAAGGGGAUGUGUCUUGGACUCUCCUUACCACCCUGAAGCCACCACCCAGAGCCUUGGAGGUGGAGUCGGGCCAGUGGGUGAAUUUUGCCUUUACUGGGGCCACUUCAUUAGACAUUUGCAAAAGAAGAGAACUCAGUGUGUUUUUAAAAAGAAAAAUAUGUACAUCUCAUUUCUCUUGCAGUUUCUUCCGCAUUAUCCAGAGGCAGAGUGACAGAUGUAAGGAGAGAGAUCUAAGAUAUCUUUAAUGUACAAUGUGAAUAUCUGAAUAAACAUUGAGAAACUGGAGAUUUCUAGUCCUGCUGAGGCAAAACCCAGAUGACCUUUAGAUGGCAUUUAAAGUCGGUCAUUUCUGUAGGUCCCAUUAACCAGUGAUGGUAACUUUGAUCACUCAAUGAAAGCAAUGGCUCUUCUUUAGACACCCAGCAGACAUCUAUUGAAUACCUGUAUGGGCCUCUGAGUCUUGCUGUUUGAAGAGGGAAAAUGGAAAUAUUCAGCCCUACAUUGCCUAAGCCCCUCACUAGGGAGAGCUGUAAGCUCUUGGCGAAGGGUUUGCCACGGGGCUCUCUGUUUGUUGAGGUUCACUCUGUAUCUAGUGGCUUUUCUAGCACAGGCAAAGACAUGCCCUUCGCCGUGUGACAUUUGAGGAGACCAGUUGUCCUGACCAGUUGUUUUCGCUGCUGACCUCUGAUCCCCACAUCCCAGCUUCUCUGUCUACUGGUUGGUCUUCCUGACUUUAGUUUUGUUCCUGUGUAUUUGAUCCAUGCACAAGUUUUUACCAGACUAGAUAUCCUGGAGCUGGGCUGGUUGGGGUUUUGGAGGCAUGUCCAGGAUUGGUUCACUGUAUGGAUUAGGGUCUAGUUGUAUCAAGAUGGUGAGAGAAAGGCCUCACCGGGCAGCAGUCACCAAUGGAUCCCAAAUUCCCAGCUGGGCCUGCAUCACACUCAACCAAACAGAGUUUUCAGACAACUCAGAUUUUAAAAAGAGAAACAGCAGCCUAUCAGUUUGGUGACUUAGCAGAUACAUCUCAAUGCUUUUUGCUUUUUAAUCGACUUUUUAAAAAUGAUGAAUUAAUGUCAUUUUCUGUAUUAAUGCACCAUUGUGUAGAUUGGUGUAGGUGCCGUGGAGAUGUCCUCUGAGGUUGAGAGCCUAGAGUGGGCGUGUUCAGGGGUAGAGGGCUAUGUCGAGUAACUAGAAGGAUCAAGGUUUUCCUCAUCUGCACACCCUCCUCCUGGCAGCAUGCAGUGGUGAGUUCCUGGUUCAUUGGGAGUGAGAUGGGGACCCUCCUGCUCUGUGUGCAUACUGUGUGAGGUGUGUAGCUUUGCCAGGUCUUAGCAUGACACACUGGGAUGACAGCUAACAAGCUCAUGUCUCUGAGGGUUGUUAGAGAGGCCCCAGCCCUGGUAUAAUGCCUCUGCAAGGCAUGUUGCACCCCCAUAAUGGGCCGGCUACAUCCAGGGAGCAGGCCAGGCUCAGAGGUAGGGCAAGCAAUCAGCUGGCCUCAGGGCCCAGCCAAGACCCCUCAUCAUCUCUGACUAUAGUGACAGUUAGAUGCAGGGAAGGGGUGGCAAAGUUGAUCUCCUUGGUAGUUUCUACCCGAGUGCACCUCCACACAAAAUGGUGCAGACCUUCCCAGGGACCCUAACCUGCAGGGAAUCUCAGGGCAGGGAGAGUUGCAGAUGCUCUGGGCAGUACCACAGGUGUGCCUGUAUCCUCAGGACAUCAGGCCCAAAUGCAAUGAGAAGCUAGCCACUUGGAGGAGGAGUUGGGCCAGUGGGUGGAUUGAGCCUUUACUGGGGCCACUUCAUUAGACAUUUGCCAAAGGAGAGAACUCAGUCUCUUUUAAAAAAUAAAAAUAUGUUCUUCUCAUUUCUCUUGCAGUUUCUUGAGCAUUAUUCAGAGGCAGAGUAACAGAUGUAAGCCCACUUGAGGGGCUCCAAAUGCCCCAUUUUCUCAUGCCCCAGGACCUUUGAACAAGCCUUUCCUUCUGCCCACAUGCCUCUUCCAGGCUCAACUGAUUUGCAUGAUACAGAGACAGUGGAAGGAAUGGAGGAGGGUGUAACAUCGCAGAUACCUUUAGCAAUGACUUUGUGAAAUCUAAUACACCGUGGCAGAGUCCCAGGUGUGAAGGAAGAGAGCUCCCCACUGCUGGUGCUGUCCAGGCUGCUCCCUGCGGGGCUCCCUGCAGCCCAUGAGCUUGACUUGGCCCCAGCUGUGUCAGCAGGGGUGGUGGGCAGGUCCCUGGCUGCACAGGGAGGGCCGGCAAUGCACCGUCUGCUUAAACUGUAAGUAAAAGAAGUGAGGGUGACAGGAGAAGGAAGAGGGUGCAACAUGAGGGUGCUUCCUACCAGUAAGGUGUCUCGGCAUCAGACAUGCGUGACCACGUGACCUGCAGCUCUAAAGGUCCCACCUGUUCUCAUUCUAAAGUCACUGUUUCUGACCAAUGUGCUGUGGAAGGGGAGGCAGUUAACCAGAUGAGAUUUCCUAAUAGAUUCUCCUAUCGACUGUGAAAAGUGGGUCUAUCCACUUCAGCUUACAGAUGAGGCCAUCAUGCCCAGGCUCCAAGGCCACCACACAAGUGAAGGCAAGAGCACUGAGGACAUCCCAACCUAGAUCUGGCCAGUUCCCAAAGCAAUUCUGCUGCCUCCUAUGGUUAGCAAUUCACAUGAAACCUCCUACGUUUUGAUUAACUGUUAUUUAAAACUCUGAUAUUAAACCCAAGACUCCAAAGUCUAGGUGUCCAAAACGAAUUUGAUUUCUUGUUUCAAGGGCAUCUACUUUUGCUCUCUUUGCAACCUUGAGCCCAGUGAAGACGAGCAUUUCUGGCCCUGAAGGAGCACUUGGAUAGUCAGCACAUGGAGGGAGAUGCCGGCUGGAGCAGUAUUUUGUGGAUUCAUUUCGGUUUGUCUGUGGCAGCUGAACAGCGGUUUCCCACAAAGGCUUUCACUGACUCAGCCCCAAGCAUGACUCAUAAAUCUCCUUUUCCCCUCUUGCUGAUUUUCCUAGGCAUCUAUUGUCCACACCCUGACCGCACACUGUCACCCAUCACAGUCUCCAGUUGACUCAGGUUUACUCUGUGCAAUCUGAACUCUUGAUAAAGAGGCCCUCUAAAAGGAGCCUUAAGUGAUGGCAACAUAAAUGUCAGAGGUUGCAAGAAUAAUAUGUCAGGUUAGGAUGGCCCUUCCAUCCAGAUGUCAUGGCCAUUUCUAUCUUGGAAAUUCUUUGCUGACCAAACAAUGUUGCUGUAAAUUUACUUAAUAACACAUUUUCUAACUUUCUUCAUCCAUUCUUUCAUUGCAUAUGUCACCAUCUCUCUGAAUAAUGAAUCAUCAGAUUCUUGCAAAAAAAAAAAGAAGCAUGAAGGGGGCACCACAGUUGUAACAGGCAGAUGAAGCUUCAGCUUGGCUUUUUAGACACUCGUGAUAGUGUUUGCUUAUGAUCACGACGCUCAUGAGGGUCUUUCCUUGGUCUCUUCAAGCAAUCUGGCUCUAUGAGGCUCCAGCAAGGACCAUGAGACCUGGCUCCCUGGGACAAGGAUGGAGGGGUCCAGUGUUAGGAUUGGAUCUGUCUGCCUUGCCUUUUCCAGGAAAAACUGCAUAGAAAAUCUAAUGGAUGAAGAUGAGAAAGACAGAGCCAAGAGAGCUUCUCGAAACAAGUCUGAGAAGAAGCGUCGGGACCAGUUCAAUGUUCUCAUCAAAGAGCUCAGCUCCAUGCUCCCUGGCAACACACGGAAAAUGGACAAAACCACCGUGUUGGAAAAGGUCAUCGGAUUUUUGCAGAAACACAAUGAAGUCUCUGCACAAACGGAAAUCUGUGACAUUCAGCAAGACUGGAAGCCUUCAUUCCUCAGUAAUGAAGAAUUCACCCAGCUGAUGUUGGAGGCAUUAGAUGGCUUCAUUAUCGCAGUGACAACAGACGGCAGCAUCAUCUAUGUCUCUGACAGUAUCACGCCUCUCCUUGGGCAUUUACCGUCGGAUGUCAUGGAUCAGAAUUUGUUAAAUUUCCUCCCAGAACAAGAACAUUCAGAAGUUUAUAAAAUCCUUUCUUCCCAUAUGCUUGUGACGGAUUCCCCCUCCCCAGAAUACUUAAAAUCUGACAGCGAUUUAGAGUUUUAUUGCCACCUUCUCAGAGGCAGCUUGAACCCAAAGGAAUUUCCAACUUAUGAAUACAUAAAAUUUGUAGGAAAUUUUCGCUCUUACAACAAUGUGCCUAGCCCCUCCUGUAACGGUUUUGACAACACCCUUUCAAGACCUUGCCGGGUGCCACUAGGAAAGGAGGUUUGCUUCAUUGCCACUGUUCGUCUGGCAACACCGCAAUUCUUAAAGGAAAUGUGCAUAGUUGACGAACCUUUAGAGGAAUUCACUUCAAGGCAUAGCUUGGAAUGGAAAUUUUUAUUUCUGGAUCACAGAGCGCCUCCAAUCAUAGGAUACCUGCCUUUUGAAGUGCUGGGAACCUCGGGCUAUGACUACUACCACAUCGAUGACCUGGAGCUCCUGGCCAGGUGCCACCAGCACCUGAUGCAGUUUGGCAAAGGGAAGUCGUGUUGCUACCGGUUUCUGACCAAAGGUCAGCAGUGGAUUUGGCUGCAGACUCACUACUACAUCACCUACCAUCAGUGGAACUCCAAGCCCGAGUUCAUCGUGUGCACACACUCAGUGGUCAGUUACGCAGAUGUCCGGGUGGAAAGGAGGCAGGGGUUGGCUCUGGAAGACCCGUCGUCCGAGGCCCUCCACUCCUCAGCACUAAAGGACAAGGGCUCCAGCCUGGAACCUCGGCAGCACUUUAGCGCCCUCGAUGUGAGCGCCUCGGGCCUUAACACCAGUCAUUCGCCAUCGGCGUCCUCAAGAAGUUCCCACAAAUCCUCGCAUACAGCCAUGUCAGAGCCCACCUCCACUCCAACCAAGCUGAUGGCAGAGGCCAGCACCCCAGCAUUGCCAAGACCGGCCACCCUGCCCCAAGAGUUACCUGUCCCUGGGCUCAGCCAGGCAGCCACCAUGCCGGCUCCCCUGCCUUCCCCAUCGUCCUGCGACCUCGCACAGCAGCUCCUGCCUCAGACCAUUCUGCAGAGCCCACCUGCUCCCAUGGCACAGUUUUCGGCACAGUUCAGCAUGUUCCAGACCAUCAAAGACCAGCUGGAGCAGCGGACGCGGAUCCUGCAGGCCAAUAUCCGGUGGCAGCAGGAAGAGCUCCACAAGAUCCAGGAGCAGCUCUGCCUGGUCCAGGACUCCAACGUCCAGAUGUUCCUACAGCCGCCAGCUGUAUCCCUGAGCUUCAGCAGCACCCAGCGACCGGAGGCUCAGCAGCAGCUACAGCAAAGGUCGGCGGCAGUGACUCAGCCCCAGCUCGGGGCAGGCCCCCAACUUCCAGGGCAGAUCUCCUCUGCCCAGGUCUCAAGCCAGCACCUGCUCAGAGAAUCAAGCGUGAUAUCAACCCAGGGUCCAAAGCCAAUGAGAAGCUCGCAGCUGAUGCAGAGCAGCAGCCGUUCUGGAAGCAGCCUGGUGUCCCCGUUCAGCAGCACCACAGCAGUGCUCCCAACAAGUCUGAAUCUAACCACACCUGCUUCCACCUCCCAGGAUGCCAGCCAAUGCCAGCCCAGCCCAGACUUCAGCCAUGACCGGCAGCUCAGGCUGUUGCUGAGCCAGCCCAUCCAGCCCAUGAUGCCCGGGUCCUGUGACGCAAGGCAGCCCUCGGAGGUCAGCAGGACGGGACGGCAAGUCAAGUAUGCACAGAGCCAGACCGUGUUUCAAAAUCCAGACGCACACCCCACCAACAGCAGCAGUGCCCCAAUGCCCGUCCUGCUGAUGGGGCAGGCGGUGCUCCACCCCAGCUUCCCCACCUCCCAGCCAUCGCCCCUGCAGCCCGCACAGGCCCGGCAGCAGCCACCACAGCACUACCUGCAGGUACAGGCACCAACCUCCUUGCACAGUGAGCAGCAGGACUCGCUACUUCUCUCCACCUACUCACAACAGCCAGGGACCCUGGGCUACCCCGCACCGCCCCCAGCACAGCCCCAGCCCCUGCGUCCUCCCCGAAGGGUCAGCAGUCUGUCUGAGUCGUCAGGGCUCCAGCAGCCGCCCCGAUAGUGCCCUGGCACCAAAGUUGGGACACAAUCAGCUUUAACCAAUGGAUGAGGGGGGUGGCCACAGGAGACGGGGAGAGGAGUCUGAGCUAAACCCUUGGCUUUUGUGCACACUGCAUACGUUUCAGAACUCCUGGAUGGUAACCAUCCCUGGAGUGCAG
This is a messenger RNA of Sapajus apella (tufted capuchin), 9219 nucleotides long. RefSeq names its product neuronal PAS domain protein 2 (gene NPAS2). Lineage: Eukaryota; Metazoa; Chordata; Mammalia; Primates; Cebidae. Gene Ontology annotation, cellular component: CLOCK-BMAL transcription complex; nucleus; cytoplasm. Gene Ontology annotation, molecular function: DNA-binding transcription factor activity, RNA polymerase II-specific; protein dimerization activity; RNA polymerase II cis-regulatory region sequence-specific DNA binding. The record is from RefSeq and is a predicted model, not a curated record. The coding region runs from base 6516 to 9062 and encodes 848 amino acids. The transcript is spliced from 21 exons. Gene Ontology annotation, biological process: regulation of transcription by RNA polymerase II; circadian regulation of gene expression.